This is a messenger RNA of Myzus persicae (green peach aphid), 1203 nucleotides long. RefSeq names its product zinc finger BED domain-containing protein 6-like. Gene Ontology annotation, molecular function: DNA binding. NCBI's taxonomy places the organism in Eukaryota, Metazoa, Arthropoda, Insecta, Hemiptera, Aphididae. The transcript has 3 exons. The record is from RefSeq and is a predicted model, not a curated record. The coding region runs from base 1 to 1203 and encodes 400 amino acids.
AUGGAUAGACGUACUAGUAAUGUAUGGAGCCAUUUUACGGUGUUUGAUCAAAAUAAAAAAAUUGCUAAAUGUGAUCAGUGUUUAAAAAAAUAUUCUUACCAUUCUACACUAACCAAUCUCAAAAAACAUUUAGCUGGUGUUCAUUCAAUAAAUAUGUCUUCAAACACAAAUACAAUUCAUAAUGAAAGUGAAAAUAUUGAUAACCCUGCAAUAAUUUCUGAGCCUAGUUCUUCUUUACAACCAUCCGAACCCACACCAUUGUCUGAAAUUGUAUCCACUCAAUGCACACCAUCAUCAUCGUCGUCGUCAAAUGUUUUUUCCAUUAUGCAAGCUUCAAGUUCAAUCCGGAAAAGAAAACAAACAUCUGUUGUUGGUUAUUUGCCGAGAAAACUAACAGUAGAUGCAAAAAAAAAUAUAGAUCAAACACUUAUGAAACUUUUUAUAAAUGAUUUUCAACCUUUUAAGAUUGUUGAAGAUUCAGGGUUUAAACAAUUUGUAAAAGUAUUGAAUCCUAACUAUGAAUUACCUAACCGUCAUGCAAUUUCAAAAGAACACAUACCAGCUUUGUAUCAGAAAUGUUUAGUAGAGAUGAAAAGUUUGACAUCAACUGUUGAAAGUGCUUGUUUAACCACCGACUGCUGGACGUCCAGAAAUAAUGAAAGUUUUAUGGCAAUUACAGUACAUUUCAUAGAUAAUGAGUUUAAAUUGAAAUCUAUACUUCUAGAAUGCCAUCCGUUUGACUUGAGCCAUACAUCAUCCAACCUUGCACAAGAAAUUGAACGUGUCUUGAGAUCUUGGGAAUUAUUCGACAAAAUUACAUUUGCUGUUUCUGAUAAUGCCUAUAAUAUUAAAAAUGCCCUUAAUACUUUAGGUUUUAAGAAUAUGGGUUGUUUUGCGCAUACCAUGAAUUUGAUAGUCCAGUCAGCACUCAGAUUAGAAGAAGAUCUAAUAAACAGAGUUAAACAAAUAGUUGCUCAUUUCAGAAAAAGUACAGUAGCUAAUAAUGCAUUAAAAACCAAUCAAAUUAACAAUGGUGUAAAAAAUCCAAAAAAACUAAUACAAGAUAUACAAACUAGAUGGAAUUCCACUUACUACAUGAUUUGUAGAUUUGUUGAGUUGGAAACUUCAAUUCGAGGGACUCUUCAAUGUAUUCAGCAAUUUAUUGAAAAUGGAUCUGACACAAAGGGUUUUAAAGGUGGCUGA